Molecule: messenger RNA, 2169 nt
Organism: Echinops telfairi (small Madagascar hedgehog)
Lineage: Eukaryota; Metazoa; Chordata; Mammalia; Afrosoricida; Tenrecidae
Gene: PCBP3
Product: poly(rC) binding protein 3
Exons: 16
Coding region: 239-1447 (402 amino acids)
Biological process (GO): regulation of gene expression; regulation of RNA metabolic process
Cellular component (GO): cytoplasm; nucleus
Molecular function (GO): mRNA binding
Source: RefSeq, a predicted model, not a curated record
CCACCCGGCCCCGCCCUGCCCCGCCCAGGUUUCCAGCGGGCUGGCCUGAAGGCACUCCCUGGACCGCGGGACAGGAGUUCUACAAAGGGAGACGAUCUUCAUGCGGUUCCCUGUAGGUGGGAUCUACAACAAAAGCCAACCAUUCUGUACAUCACCAGUUGUGGUUAUGAGGCACUAAGUUGCUAUAAGUGUGAACAUUUGGUGUCUAUGGAUCUGCUUUGAACCUUAGAGCCUGCUUAUGGGGGAAGGUGACACUGCCUGGGCCCCAUCCAUCCUUUCUCACGACGUCCUUGGCGUCUUAAGCCAGCACCCACAGCUAUACUUUGGGAGAAGGAUGGAGUCCAAAGUCUCAGAAGGUGGCCUGAACGUGACGCUGACAAUACGCCUGCUGAUGCAUGGGAAGGAAGUUGGAAGCAUCAUUGGAAAGAAGGGAGAGACCGUGAAGAAGAUGCGUGAAGAGAGUGGUGCAAGAAUCAACAUCUCAGAGGGAAACUGCCCAGAGAGAAUCGUGACCAUCACGGGCCCAACAGAUGCCAUCUUCAAAGCCUUUGCCAUGAUCGCAUACAAGUUUGAGGAGGACAUCAUCAACUCCAUGAGCAACAGCCCUGCCACCAGCAAGCCCCCUGUGACGCUGAGGCUGGUGGUCCCCGCCAGCCAGUGCGGCUCGCUCAUUGGCAAAGGCGGUUCCAAGAUCAAGGAGAUCAGGGAGUCUACAGGUGCUCAGGUGCAGGUGGCAGGGGACAUGCUGCCCAACUCCACCGAGCGGGCGGUGACCAUCUCAGGGACACCCGAUGCCAUCAUCCAGUGCGUCAAGCAGAUCUGUGUGGUGAUGCUGGAGUCCCCACCGAAAGGUGCCACCAUCCCCUACCGCCCAAAGCCCGCCUCCACCCCUGUCAUUUUUGCAGGUGGUCAGGUAAGAGCCGACCCGCUCGCGGCCUCCACGGCCAACCUCAGCCUUUUACUGCAGCACCAGCCGCUGCCUGCCUACACCAUCCAGGGACAGUACGCCAUUCCACACCCAGAUCUCUCGUGUCCCUCCUACCCCCAGCAGUUGACCAAGCUCCACCAGUUGGCCAUGCAGCAAACCCCCUUUCCUCCCCUCGGACAGACCAACCCCGCUUUCCCCGGAGAAAAGCUGCCUUUACACUCCUCCGAAGAAGCUCAAAAUCUGAUGGGCCAGUCGUCAGGUCUGGAUGCCAGUCCCCCAGCCAGCACCCAUGAGCUCACCAUUCCCAAUGAUCUAAUAGGCUGCAUAAUUGGACGCCAAGGGACCAAAAUCAAUGAAAUACGGCAGAUGUCAGGAGCACAGAUCAAAAUCGCCAAUGCCACCGAAGGGUCAUCAGAGCGCCAAAUCACCAUCACGGGGAGCCCGGCCAACAUCAGCCUUGCCCAGUAUCUCAUCAAUGCCAGGCUCACGUCCGAGGUCACUGGAAUGGGCGCGCUCUAACCGCUACCUGCUGCCUCCCUCACCACCGCCCUCCCGAGCCACUGCUUCCACCUGCUCCUACGGCGUCCUGUCUGUCCACCGCAAAUCCGUGAUAGAUAGUUUCUUUACUGACAGAAAAGAUAUAUAUAUACACUGUACAUAUUCGCACUGCCCCACCCCCACCCCUACGUACACCAUGCCUACUCGUGUAUCUCUCUCUGUACCGGCCUGUGCUUCGGACUCCAUCCUCGCCCUACGCUCCAGUAUUAGUUUAUGCUCUGUUUGUCCCUGCAUUGGCAUGCGGUGUUAAUUCUUUUCAGUACUUGGGGAGUUCCCAUGUGUGACAUGUUAGAAGUAUUGUUCCUUAGUGCAGUGUGCCCAUUUUAGAGUUGGGUUGACAUUUUGGCAGCACUUUCCGUGGGCUGUCAUCUGCCCUGCCAUCUAGAGCAUGGUUGCCUUGAGAUGCCUCCUCUCAUGGACCCCUCCUCCCACGGGUCCCGCUCUGCUUACCUUGUUUCCGGGAAGCCUGCGCCCCUUUCAGGCCAGGUUUCCAUCUCAGCUCAUACGGGUCAGGGCCGGGCCCUCUGGUCCCACAGGAAGGAGACUGGGGAGGGCGUGGGACCUUCGCUUCACUAGGAUGUCUCCAGCUGAGGAGGCCAGGGUGUCCCUGCCCAGGAAGGUCCAGGGUGCUGGACUGGCCAGGAAGCGCAGUGUCUGAGCUCAAUAAAUGUUGUCGCACCUGC